Molecule: messenger RNA, 222 nt
Organism: Parastagonospora nodorum SN15
Lineage: Eukaryota; Fungi; Ascomycota; Dothideomycetes; Pleosporales; Phaeosphaeriaceae
Exons: 3
Coding region: 1-222 (73 amino acids)
Source: RefSeq, a predicted model, not a curated record
AUGUCCAUCCCUGGGUCACGGGACGUACCCCGAGUGCUUGCGAUCAUCAAGCACCUCGAAGCAGCACCUGUAUACAGACGCCAUAUUGUACCUCACGACGGGUCUCUGCGCAGGUUGAACUUGAGAAGCAGCAACACCAAGUCAGGCCGAUGUGCUAGCAAGGACCCAGCCCACUUUUUGUGGAUGGCUGACCAUUCAAACUGUCUAUUCAGCGUUCCGUAG